Molecule: messenger RNA, 1536 nt
Organism: Zea mays
Lineage: Eukaryota; Viridiplantae; Streptophyta; Magnoliopsida; Poales; Poaceae
Product: Aldolase-type TIM barrel family protein-like
Exons: 12
Coding region: 205-1308 (367 amino acids)
Molecular function (GO): FMN binding; oxidoreductase activity
Source: RefSeq, marked validated
UGAAGCAUUGCUGUCAAUUUGACUCUAGGUGCAAAUAUCAGGCUGCGGCCGGCACUGGCUUUGUCCUCUACCUUAGUUUCUGACAUCAUCACAUCGCACCGAGGGCGAGGAGGCAAAGGAAUAACCUGUGAAGCUGCUGCCAUCCACUCAUCUUUCUGCCUUGAUUGCAGUCAUUCCUCCCCCAAGUCCAUAGAGUGAUAGAGAAUGGAGGAUAAUCUACCAGUUAAUGUCCGGGAAUAUCAAGAACUUGCUAAGAAAGCACUACCAAAGAUGCACUAUGAUUAUAUCAACGGAGGAGCAGAAGAUGAAUAUACACUGAGGGAGAAUAUUGCAGCAUAUGGAAGAAUUCUGUUACGGCCACGAGUCCUUAUAGAUGUGAGCAAGAUAGACAUGUCAACAAGCUUAUUAGGAUAUAAUAUGCCAUCGCCAAUAAUUGUCGCACCUACAGGGGCACACAAAUUAGCCAAUCCCGAAGGGGAGGUGGCCACAGCAAGAGCUGCCGCAGCAUGUAACACCAUAAUGAUGCUUUCCUUCUCAUCAAGCUGCAGGAUCGAGGAGGUUGCCUCCAGUUGCGACGCUAUUCGCUUUUAUCAGUUAUAUGUGUACAAGAGAAGGGAUGUUUCGGCAACAUUGGUACGGCGGGCUGAAAGUUUAGGAUUCAGGGCAAUUGUUUUGACAGUUGACACGCCUGUGCUUGGCAGGCGUGAAGCUGAUAUCAGAAAUAAGAUGAUUGCUCCACCUCUGUCAAACCUUGAAGGUUUAAUGUCAUUAGACGACUUUGACGAUGCUGAAGGCGGCUCCAAGCUGGAACGAUUCUCACGGGAGACGCUGGAUCCAUCAUUGUCAUGGAAGGACGUGGAGUGGCUCAAGUCCAUCACCAGCCUGCCGAUUCUGCUCAAGGGCAUCGUCACCGCGGAAGACGCGAGGAAGGCCGUGGAGGCGGGGGCGGCCGGCUUGAUCGUGUCCAACCACGGCGCCCGGCAGCUGGACUAUGCGCCGGCCACCAUCUCGGCGCUCGAAGAGGUGGUUAAGGCGGUGGCGGGGGCUGUGCCGGUGCUGGUGGACGGCGGCGUCCGGCGCGGCACCGACGUGUUGAAGGCGCUGGCGCUCGGCGCCAAGGCAGUCAUGGUGGGCAGGCCGGUGUUCUUUGGGCUGGCGGCGCGCGGGGAAGCCGGCGCGAGGCACGUGAUCGAGAUGUUGAACAAGGAGCUGGAGUUGGCCAUGGCGCUCUGCGGCUGCCGUAGCGUCGCGGAGGUCACCAGGGCGCACGUCCAGACCGAGGGCGACCGGAUCAGGGCCCUGCUGUGACUUAUAAAUAAGCGACCAUAUCCGAGGCCGACCACCGUGCUGUCUGGGUUGCGAUAUGAUUUAUAUGAUACGUGAGGGCAUGUGAUCGAUUGUUGCCUCCACACAGAUAAGCUUACUAUUGCCAGAGCCUGGGCUGGACUAUGCUUUCAGUGAUUAUCUAAAUCAAAUAGACUGAAUGCUAAAGGGAACAUCCAAUGGUGUCCAUCUAUAUAGCAUUUGUUGGAGUCA